Molecule: messenger RNA, 225 nt
Organism: Purpureocillium lilacinum
Lineage: Eukaryota; Fungi; Ascomycota; Sordariomycetes; Hypocreales; Ophiocordycipitaceae
Source: RefSeq, a predicted model, not a curated record
AUGGCCAAAGAAGGUAAACGAGGCGCCAAGGCCAUGCCAUCGAGGAGGCGUUCAGCUUUGGGACCCCGCGCAUCAUCAUCACCAUUUCACCACAGUGCGACCCAUACAGAAGACCCAAGCCUGACAACGAGCUGCGUUUCAUCACAGCGUCACUGCACCCGUGACGAAGCAGCUCGGCAGCGGCUCUCGAAGAGGCAUUUCACGCUCCCAAAGGCUCGUCGUUGA